Molecule: messenger RNA, 1146 nt
Organism: Colletotrichum chrysophilum
Lineage: Eukaryota; Fungi; Ascomycota; Sordariomycetes; Glomerellales; Glomerellaceae
Exons: 2
Coding region: 1-1146 (381 amino acids)
Source: RefSeq, a predicted model, not a curated record
AUGAAGCACAAUGUUCUUCUCCAGAUCGCCCUGGCGCUCCCCUCAUUGACAGCGGCAUCGAUCUGUAACAACAACUGCGGCCGCCAAGUCGUUGGUACUGCUCGAAAGGACCCGUCUUUGUCCUCAAGAUCGUCGCUCUUCCGUGACCCCCAGCCUAAGCUUCACGAGCACUUGCUUACUCUGUACAUUAGGGCUGGCGCCGCGCCUUCUGCCGCCAAGAGCAAUGUCCAUGGUCCCCGCCAGGCUUCCGCUCCUGUGAUCACAGGCACGAAGCCUGCUUACGCCUCGUCGUGCCCCGACGUUACCGCGUACUGGUCCGCUUGCCAGUGCUUCGAAGGCGUCAAGGCAACCACGAUCACAGUCGUGAGGCCUGGGCCUUCGUCGACCUCGUCUGCGUCUCCCAGCUCGACCAUCUCGGACAGCCCGGUUUCCUCUACUCCGGAGCCGCCGAGCCCGACUUUCAGCUCGACCACGACCACCUCUUCCAGCGCCAGCACACCCACGUGCACCCCGGGCCUCGAGUAUGCUCUUUACUCCAUUGACUUUAACUCGGAUCUGUGCCAGAACUACAUCAGAGUCCGGAGCAACAGACCGCGCAAUUUUGACCUCAACCGCCUCAUAGGGGGCAGAACCCCGGUUCUCACCGGCGUGACCCCAAGCAUCGGGUUCUCCCACGACUGGGAUGAAGCCUUCAGCCCUCUGAGACUCUACGGAACCCAGGGCCCGGCAGGAACAACCUCGACGUGCGGCAUCGUCCAGCACCGUGGCUAUAUCAACGUCACGCCCGGAGUCUACACCGUCUUCGCCAACGAGCCGGACGAUGACCUGCUUCUGUGGUUCGGCAACAAUGCCAAGUCGGGUUCGUUCGCCGCUGGCAACAGCGACGUGUAUGGACUCUAUGCGGAGCCGGGGCAGUCCAGGCUCGUCGACACUUUCGUGUUCACUGAGUCGGCAUACAUUCCUUUGCGUGUCUACUGGGACAACAGAAACGGGCCUGGAGGUCUCAGACUGGAGGUCAAGAACAGCACGGGGGAUGUCAUUCUUGGAUUCAACACCCAGCAGAGCCAGGAUGUCGUGUACAAGUGUUCUGGAGGGGACGCUCCUGCUUUUCCCGCCUGGGAGGAGGAGACGGUCGCUGGCGGCUGA